UUAUUUUUUUGGCCUUGAGUUGCCAGUUUGAAAACUACCAUCGACCUUAACUUUAACAGCCCUCUCGACCGUCGACCGAACCGCAAAGGACAAGGCCACGAUAGAAAAACGGUUACUGGCUGCUAAUCGGUGCAUUAUUUGCACCAAAUAGCGGCCGCUGCACCACCAUUUCUAGGGAGAAAAAAAAACCUCAAACGGCGUAAUUGCUCCACACGCAUCUGCGCGGGCAAACGACUUUCUGCAAACGUCGAUUCGAUUUGGGAUGAUAACAAACCUUCUCUCUUCGUGUGCGCAGUGUGGGUUGGAGGGGAGGGGGGAAGGCGGUGCACAUUGUAACGAAAAGGAAAUCACAUCGAAGUAACCAAGAAAGUGGAACACUACACACCACCGUUAACGAAGAACACAACCAGCCGUACCGCUCCCCUAUAGCAAUAGUGGCUCUCCAUGGCCCAAUAGACGGUGGUCCCCUUCCCUUCUCGUUGCAGUUGAACGGUAGAGGAAGGGUUUAAAACACACACACACACACACGCACACAAACGCUCAUGUGUGCCGCAGUGGCCGUUUCACGAUGUGCAGCACGAAUCGGUACGAAUCGGUAAAUAAAAUCGAAAGUCAGCGAACUUCACUUGACCGGCUGAUCGGGCACGGGUUGAUUAGACACGGUAACGCUUCCUUCGGCCAAAGUGGAUCAGCUGUUUACUAGUUGGUUGCAUCGUGCCACAACACUGUGCAGUUGGGAAGGUGGAACAGUGGGUCCAAGUUGCAUCACCGUGUCCGUCGGGUUUGGUGCCUGCUGUCUGUGUUGAGAUCACCCGUUCCCGUACCUUUAGAAGCCAGUAGCGAUGGAGGAUUACAAAUUUCUGUUCAAAGUCGUCCUGGUGGGCAACGCGGGCGUCGGCAAAACGUGCCUGGUGCGAAGGUUCACCCAGGGGCUCUUCCCGCCCGGCCAGGGUGCCACGAUCGGGGUGGACUUUAUGAUCAAAACGGUCGAGGUGGACAAUCAGAAGAUUAAGCUACAGAUCUGGGACACGGCCGGCCAGGAGCGGUUUCGUUCGAUCACGCAAAGCUACUAUCGAUCCGCGUCCGCCCUCAUACUAGUGUACGACAUUAGCUGCCAGCCCACGUUCGACUGUCUGCCCGACUGGUUGCGCGAAAUACAGGAGCACGCAAAUUCGAAAGUGUUAAAAAUUCUCGUCGGCAACAAGACGGACCGGGACGAUCGGGAGAUCCCGCAGGAGGUCGGGGCCGAGUUUGCGAAACAGCACGGCAUGUACUUCCUCGAAACGUCCGCCAAGCAGGCGGACAAUGUGGAACGGCUGUUUUACGACAUUGCGGCAGUACUGAUUGAGCAAGCCCGCACGAAAGAGUUUACGCUGCGCAGUGAAACGAGCGUCCUGACGAAUCUCUCCCAAAAGACGAUCUACCAUCCGAGCUGCUGCAGCAUCGGCGAUCGGAACCACGCGCGCAGCAGUAGCACCAGCGACGCACACUACUCGGACAGCUCCGGGCCGGGCAGCAUCGGUAGCAAUAGUGGUAAUUUUAUCACGCAGCAGUAAGCACUUGCAGCGAACGGAAAAACAGCAAAGCAGCAAAAGCAAGCAAAGAUACCUUGAGAAGCCCAGGACAGGGGGAGGGGGGGGGGGAAACGAUUCUGCUCCCCUUUUUUGCUGUCCGGUGUGCAAUAUCCGUCGGGAAGCUGGAUGUGUGUGAGUGUGGGAAGGUUCGAAUCAGCACAGCACCCGCAUUGGGACUUAUUACAAGGGGGUUUCAAGGAGUUUUCAAAAUUUUAGGACAUGUUGUUGACUCUUUAUUACGGGACCGCAAUUGUGAAUGCAAUAGGAAUUUACAAUGUUCCUAUUUUAAAAGGGCCGUAAGCCUUUUUGGACAGGCACCCUGGACAUUCCUAUUGGAUUCACAAAUGUCACAUAAAGUUCACUUCCUAUAAGACAGUGUCUAAAAAGUGUUCCAAAAUGAUGAGAACCCCUUGAAAAACUCUGUAAGAAUACGCACAAACAGACAAACACAACCACUCUCUCUCACACACACACACACAAAAGACAUGAGAUUUUUCAAUGGUACCAAAAAAAAUUACCAAUAAAAGAAACCGUUUCGCGUGUGCUUCUAAGCUCAGCUAAGUGAAGCGACACCGACAACACAACCGUGGCUGGGAACUAAGGGGCUUUGCGCAAUGAAGGGAGCCGGAGGGUCGUUGAUAUAAGAUGUAAGGUUUUAGACUAUGUUCCUGUGUUAAUUUUAGCGAUAAAAUAAAUGAAUUUACAAAAAAAAAACGACAACAACGACACGAUGGCAUGCCAGUCCCAAACUGGGGCUGGUUUCUUUCCGCAAGCGUACAAAAGAACGUCAACUCACGCGGAUAGUAAGUACUAUUCUUAUAUCUUACAGUACAUGCUUGUUCCAUGCAACAACAGUAAUGAGCUAUAACAGUGCUACACUAACUAACUAACAGCGCUUGCGAGUACUAUUUCAUUUCACGUUAAAACAAAGUAAAUAGUGUAAGAGAGGGAUCGUUAUCCCCGUCG
Messenger RNA from Anopheles merus, 2540 nucleotides. RefSeq names its product ras-related protein Rab-30 (gene Rab30). Gene Ontology annotation, molecular function: GTP binding; GTPase activity. The record is from RefSeq and is a predicted model, not a curated record. Lineage: Eukaryota; Metazoa; Arthropoda; Insecta; Diptera; Culicidae. Gene Ontology annotation, cellular component: trans-Golgi network. The transcript is spliced from 4 exons. Bases 843 to 1556 code for a protein of 237 amino acids.